GACAGAGCUGAAGCGGAGGAGGGGAUGGAGGGAACAGACCCAGGGGUUGGGGGUCUACUGAAGCUCUGGAGGUGAGAAGGCCAAGAGUCUCCCCACCUUGAAACCCCUCCACUACUGCUGGAGGAGCUUUUCCCAGUUUCUACUCCCCCGGGGGGGGAAGCGAGGUCCAGCAAGUGGUUUGGGUGGGAAAAGAGAACUGGAGGAAGUUGACAGGGAUGGGCGGGGCCCGUGGGGGGGCUGACCAGGAACCCAGCUUCCUGCUUAGUACCCAGACAUCCAGCCCCGGCUCACCCCCACCCCUUCUAGCCUCCACUCCCCUCAGGAACUCAGGGUUCCGGCCCUCCUCCAAAUCCCAGCUCCCCUCCCCCAUCGGUUUCUCCCCUCCAGGGGAUGGAGGCUGAGAGACCCCAAGAAGAAGAUGGUGAGCAGGGCCCCCAUCAGGAUGAGCAUGGCUGGCCUCCUGUGAACACCACUAGUCGGCCUUGGCGAUCUGCUCCUCCAUCCCCUCCUCCAGGGACCCGCCACACAGCCCUGGGGCUGCGCUCGGCCUCCCUGCUCUCCCUGCAGACGGAGCUCCUUCUGGAUCUGGUGGCUGAGGCCCAGUCCCGCCGCCUUGAGGAGCAGAGAGCCACCUUUCACGCCCCCCAAAACCCCCCAAGCCUAGCCAGAGCCCCACCUCGGCCUCUUGAGGACAGAGAACAGCUCUAUAGCACUAUCCUCAGUCACCAGUGCCAGCGGAUGGAAGCCCAGCGGUCAGAGCCUCCCCUACCCCCAGGGGGGCAGGAGCUCCUGGAGUUGCUGCUGAAAGUUCAGGGUGGGGGUCGAAUGGAGGAACAAAGAUCCCGGCCCCCCACACACACCUGCUGAGACUUGAGCCCCCCACCAGCCCCUCCAUAAGUCCUGAGACUCAAAGCUGGGCAGCCCACUGCAUGCCCUCAACCCUGCUUCGCAGGGGCACCAGAGACUGGAAGACCCAGCAGAAAUCUCAAUAUUCAUUGCCUUCCUCCACCUUCCCUGGGAACUGGAGGGGGUGAGAAGUCCUCAGACCUUGGGAAUAGUCAAGGUAUGAUGGCCAUUUAAUCCCCUCCCCACGUACAGGGGAGCUUGAAGCAGUGAGGAUCCCUGCUACCCAGUGACUCCUACUCUGAUCUCAGGGAGCGGCUUAGAGUCUUGGUCCUGAGAUGUAGGCACACCCCUAGUAAUCAAGCCACUAGGCAGGAUCUAAGGGCUGAGUCCUCCAUCCCCGAGAAAGGACAAAUGUCCUAAGUUACGACCUGAGAGAGUUCCAUCCUCCUUCCCAGUAAGAAGAAAGAGGGUGGGGACAGCAAAGAGAUAAAGACUCUUCUCCCCCCCUCACCACCAGCACCUCCCAGCCCCAGGACUAAGGGGCCUACAGGCUGUGAAUGGACACUGAACCCUGUCUGUUUUGGUUGUGUGAAUAAAUGUAAUUCCCCUCUGGA
Molecule: messenger RNA, 1460 nt
Organism: Rhinolophus ferrumequinum (greater horseshoe bat)
Lineage: Eukaryota; Metazoa; Chordata; Mammalia; Chiroptera; Rhinolophidae
Gene: GPSM3
Product: G protein signaling modulator 3
Exons: 4
Coding region: 391-867 (158 amino acids)
Biological process (GO): regulation of inflammatory response
Molecular function (GO): GTPase regulator activity; protein binding
Source: RefSeq, a predicted model, not a curated record